UUUCUCACUUUUCUCUAUGUUCACUUCCUGCCCUGAACUUAAAACCGUGCGAGGCAGUCGGGCUCAACGCUCUGUGGCAGCAGGUUUGACAGAGAGACUCGCUCCUCCACCACCUGACCAGAUGGAGUUUGCCUGCAGUCACGUGGUGUGCAACUGGCUGCCGGACAGAGCAGCAGCUUCUCUCCCCACUCUCUCCGGUUCUCUGAGUGGAGGGGCGACCCAGACCGCCCUCUGCAGGCCCCGCUCAGUCUGUGACCACGACUACGACAACCGGAUCGCUGUCAUCCCGAGGCCAGGCCCACAGCUGGUACCGCCUCCGCUGCCCCCCCGCAAGAGUUUGUCAAAAAAAAAAACGGCCCGCCCCCUCUCGACGCCUCCCCCCAUCCCGCCUCGAGGGCUGGAGGCCAGGGGCGAGGUGCCCCUCAGGGCCAACGUCAACGUGCUGUCGCUCUCUCUCAGCAGACUCGUGGACAUCAGCAAGGCUCCCUGUCAGCAGUCCACGCAGAGCCCGGUGUACUGCGACAAGUGCCGCGCUGCCAUGUCGUCGCUGAGCAGCGUACAGAACCUUCGCAACAACAAAACGGUGUGGUGCUGUGAGUUCUGCGGGCGGGAGAACGUCCUGCGCGCCGUGCCCCGGAGGCCAGUCCCCGGGAGGGACGUGCUGUACCUGAGCGAGGACCCCGACGGAGACUACAUCAACCUGGAGGACCUGCUGGUGGUCUUCUGCGUGGACGUGUCCGGCAGCAUGGGCGUCACCUACGAGGUCUCUGCAGGCAGCAGUGUACGGUCUCCAACAUACGUGUCCAGGCUGCAGAGUGUUCAGGAGGCCCUGCAGAUUGCGUUGUCCUCUCUGCUGCAGACAUCACCAAAGCGCAGAGUCGCUCUCGUCACCUUCAACGAUGAGGUGACAGUAUAUGGAGAUGGAACAGGUGCCCCUCUCACUUUAAGAGACUGGUCGCUGAUGGACUUUGAUUACCUGAAGAUGCAGGGGGAGAAGUACUCCACCCCCCACUGUAUUGCCGAGUCCAUCGGUCCCCUCACCCAGAAAGUGAAGGAACUUCGUGAAUAUGGAGCCACAGCACUGGGUCCAGCAGCGCUUGUCUCCAUAGCGAUGGCCUCUCGUUACAUGGGGUCAAAGGUGAUCAUCUGCACGGAUGGCCGAGCUAACAUCGGGCUGGGAGAGUUGGAACAGGCCUCCACCAGUUCCCCUUUCUUCUACAACGAGCUAGCCAAGGAAGCGGCCGACAGCGGGGUGAUCGUGUCAGUGCUGACCUUCGAGGGCACGGACUGCCGGCUCGCCGAGGUGGGACGACUGGCCGACCUCACGGGGGGGAGGGUGAACAUCGUGAAUAUCAGCUCAGUGUCAACGGAAAUCCAGACUGUCCUGGCAGAUAACGUCCUGGCCACCGGCGUCACAGCGACACUGCUGUCAGCAGAGGGCAUUUACUACCCUUAUGAGGAAGACUCGGCCCACAAGCUGGUCAGAGGCAUUGGCAAUGUGACGGAGGGAGCAGAGUUCACCUUCCAGUUUGCUGUUAAACCUGAAAGCAUAGAGAGUUUCCAGAGGAGGGACAGGAUACCUUUCCAGCUGCAGCUGGAGUUUAAAACGCGGGAGCUACAGAAAGCAACGCGCAUCGUCACAGACCAGAGACGAGUCACCACCAGCAGCUGGGUGUGGGCGGGCAGCCUGAACAUGGAGGUGCUGGGUGUUCACUGCGCUCAGCUGUGCGCCAGGCUGACCAUGGAGGGGAGGGUGCUGGAGGCCCAGAAACAGCUGCGAGCGCAGCAGGACCUGCUGAAGGACCUCAGUGAACAGAAACCCAGCCCUAAGGAGGAGAGUGUGUACGGAAACUGGCUCAGCACCAUGAGCGUGAUCUGCGAGGACCUGACAGGACAUAAUGAGGAAAACCAGGAGAACAAAGACCUGGUCAAGGGACUGUCGGAUGAGGCGGCCAAGGUUGUUUACCAGAUGAAGCGGGCCUCGAGCGCGGGGAAGAGCCAGCCACUGGGAUUGUGAUCAUUUCAGAGGGCGACAUGGCUCAGGCAGUAAGAGUAGUCGUCUGGCAGUCGGAGGGUUGCCGGUUCGAUCCCCUGCCCGGGCUGUGUCGAAGUGUCCCUGAGCAAGACACCUAACCCCUAAUUGCUUCUGACGAGCUGGUUGGCGCCUUGCAUGGCAGCCAAUCGCCGUCGGUGUAUGAGUGUGUGUAUGAAUGGGUGAAUGAGAAGCAUCAAUUGUACAGCACUUUGGAUAAAGGUGCUAUAUAAAUGCCUGCCAUUUACCAGUGUGCAGUGUGCUGUCCCUUUCCAGCUGUUCCAUUUUUGUUUUUAACAAAAUUUUAACCCUUGAAAAUGGCUAAUCUUUUCUAGGGAAUCUUUCUUAAAGCCUUCUAGGACCUGUGAAAUCAGUUACGUCUGUCAAUUAGACAUUAUGGUGGUAGCAAAUUAAAUAUAUGGAGUGUAUUAUGACUACACAUCAAAAUGUAUAAAAUAUAUCUCUUAAAUUGUUCCAGUUAAAGAAUUUGUGUUGCAGAGGUAUGAAAGUGUUUUAUUAAAGUAACUGCAGUACUCCAA
Messenger RNA from Conger conger (European conger), 2571 nucleotides. Its product is annotated as circularly permutated Ras protein 1. Bases 17 to 2017 code for a protein of 666 amino acids. Gene Ontology annotation, biological process: endoplasmic reticulum to Golgi vesicle-mediated transport; COPII-coated vesicle cargo loading; intracellular protein transport. Gene Ontology annotation, molecular function: SNARE binding; zinc ion binding. The record is from RefSeq and is a predicted model, not a curated record. Gene Ontology annotation, cellular component: endoplasmic reticulum exit site; COPII vesicle coat. Lineage: Eukaryota; Metazoa; Chordata; Actinopteri; Anguilliformes; Congridae. The transcript has 20 exons.